CGGUACAUAGUACUUAUAUUUAAUACAUCUUUAUACAUAGUAUUUAUCUGUCCACGUUCAUAGAACAUUCACUGAACCCUGGAUUCCAACAAUCUUCAGUUGUCAUGACGAUAGCUGCCAUUAGCAUGUCUGCCGUCGGUAUCACUAGCGCGCAGCAGAACCAGGCCGCCUAUUCCAGCGUCUCGAUGUGAGCAACCCAGCGGCCACUGCCUUGUGCGUAACUUUUCAAAUGACGGCAACAUGGGUGUAUGGUACUCGCCUGAGUACAUACGCACGAUUGUCCAGAAGAACAGCAAUAUGGCUACUUUCCGCAGCGACAUAGAAAACACAAUUCACGCUGUUGUUCACAUCCACAUAGGUGGCAACAUGGGCGCAGCUCACAGCCCCAACGACUGGGCCUUCAUGCUCCACUACGCCAACGUGGAUUGUCUGUGGUGGCAGCGGCAGCAGCUCGACAACCAUCUGUGGACCAUGGAUGGACCCAACCACGAUGGCGCAGCCACCACCCUCAGCAUCGACCUUAUUUACUUUGAUGAGCCCACCCCCAUCCUCCAGACCUCACCAAAGAAUGGACCAGGAUGCACAACUACGAUCCUGCCGAGGUUGGGCGUGCCUAGAAUGAUGCGCGCGCCUUUGCUGGCGACAUGGCCAAGCCUCUUCUAG
This is a messenger RNA of Kickxella alabastrina, 663 nucleotides long. RefSeq lists its product as uncharacterized. Gene Ontology annotation, molecular function: oxidoreductase activity. The record is from RefSeq and is a predicted model, not a curated record. NCBI's taxonomy places the organism in Eukaryota, Fungi, Kickxellomycota, Kickxellomycetes, Kickxellales, Kickxellaceae. The transcript is spliced from 2 exons. Bases 241 to 663 code for a protein of 140 amino acids.